Prorocentrum cordatum is the source of this 561-nucleotide messenger RNA. The record is from the annotation of a GenBank genome assembly. NCBI's taxonomy places the organism in Eukaryota, Dinophyceae, Prorocentrales, Prorocentraceae.
AUGGGCGCCCCACAGGACACGUUCCUGGAGUGCGAGCGCAUCUCGGGCGUCAAGCUACAUGUCGACCAAACAGUGUUUGUGCCGCUUCUCGGGUAUGAUCUUGGUGUGCCGCGUCGCCGGUUACAAUUUGGCAUCGGCCUUCACUUCCUCUUGGCCUGCCAGGUCUUCUUGUGCUCCGUUAUCAUGCCUGCUGCGCAGCUUGACUCGUUGCCGUGCCCCUUUAACGCGAUUGAGCUGCAGGCGUGCCGCGCCCUCUUCUGCGGCCCGCAGGACUUGUUCUGCGUGUGCGCACUCAAAGAUGUGAGCAGGUUGGGUGAGCUUCCCGAAGGCCCUCCCCGACGUCCAGUCCGCCGCUCGGGCUGCGACGUCUGGGUCGCCGCUCGGGCUGCCGUGGCCGAAGCGCACGGAGGGCUGCAGAUGCAGGCCCGCGCUCGCCAGUUUUCCCGAGCACGCCACGGUCUUGUGAAUCCGCCAAGGGCUCGGAAUUUCCGGCAGUAUAUGAAGGUCGGUCUAUCGAUCAGAACUUCCUGGUUUCUCUUGGCGACGCCACCGCUGAAUUGA